CCAGGGAAAAGGUGAAUGACUCUGCUCCACCAGGAUUGGGCAUCUUUAGAUCUAGACUGCCCACCCCCUUCACCUGAUCAUUAUAUAAUCAGAGAAAGGAGGGGGACCUUCAAGUUCACACAGCUGGAACCCGUCUCCAGGAACAAACUACUGAACUUCUCUCCUGGGACAAAUCCGUGGAAUUCAUCUGCAGUUAAAAGGAAGCUUCCAGAUUUUUGUAAGAUUCUCUUGGAUCCCAUCAUGGCGACUACGACUCUCCAGAGGACCCAUUCAUUACUUCUGCUCCUGCUCCUGACCCUGCUGGGGCUGGGGCUGGUGCAACCUUCUUAUGGUCAGAGUUACAUGUACCAACGAUUCUUGCGGCAACAUGUCGACCCCAGCGUGUCAGGUGGCAAUGAUGGCUACUGCAACGUGAUGAUGCAGAGGCGGAAGAUGAUUAGGCCUGUGUGCAAGCAGUUCAACACUUUCAUCCAUGAAGACAUCGGGAACAUCAAUAGCAUCUGCAGCACCGCCAACAUCCAGUGCAAGAAUGGCAGCAUGAACUGCCACCAGGGUGUCGUGAAGGUCACAGACUGUAAGGUGUCAGGAAGCUCCAGGUCCCCGAACUGCAGAUAUCGGGCCCUAGCCAGUACUAGGCGUGUUGUCAUUGCCUGUGAGGGUACCCCAGAGCUGCCCGUGCACUUUGACAGAUAGGCGCUGCCUCGAAGGGGUUACGACCCAGCUGGCAACAAUUCCAUUCGUUUACUCCUUGAGUAGCAGCUAGCAGUGCUUUCCAGCUGUCCGGUUUGGUCCUCUCUGUUUAUUCCUUGUUCUUUUUUUUCCUCUCUGUAACCCAUUCCGUUGGCUCAGCCUCCCUCUCUUCGGAUCCCAUUCUCUGGAAUUUUGUCCUUUUACAUAGUUACAUGGCAUUUUAAGAAUUUCACCAUGCUUUCACUUGGGCUUUCUCUUUUUAAUACCACGGCACCCUUGUGAUGCUAUUGUACAUAAGAACCCUGAGUCAAAGAAUUUGCUGAAGACCAUAAAAUUAGUGGAAAAGCUGAAACAAAGAGGAAAAGAAAAAACAAAACAACAAAAACAGGUUACUAGCCCAGGGAUAUUUCUGCUUUAUCAUAAGUUUUUUUUUUUUUUCCUUCAUCUGCUUUUUGUUAUUCCACAGAAUCAGCUGUUGCGAGGAAACUUUAAACAGAUGGAAAUACAUACUGGCUGAAUGAGACUUCUGUGGAAUUUGGCAGCCUUGUUGUUUGGGUCAAAUAAGAUCAAGAAAUCUUAAGGGAGCAAACAUCUGGCUCCCUAAGAGUUUGGGGCCAAGGGAUCAAUUUCAUGGGAGAGAGCCCUGAAGGCAAAAUGUAGAUAAGUUUUUGAAAUUAAUAAAGGGCCCUAGGGAAACUCAGUUCUGUGGAACAAGGGGGAGGCAUGACUGGCUUCUGGAACCACUUUCCAGAUACCUCUGUCCCAGAUCUCCCAAGACAACUUGGAGGAAGUCAUGGCCUGGUGCCAGUUAGUCUGUCUGAAUCCACCCCCUCUUUCAGGAGAAAGUGGAGCUCUCUGUGCUUUCCUAACCCUCCCUUUUACUUUCUAAAGUCAUCUGCUGAAAGCUUCUAGUUUCCUGCUUUGCAUCUCAUGGGCAAAUAUUUAGAAUCUAUUGGACUUCUACAUGCUACUUAUUUUUUUGAAACUGUUAAUCAACUUAAUAUGUUUGGUUAUUGCCUAGCCUUGGAGAAACUAAAAGGAGUGGUGGUAGAAUGAUCUUUUUCUCCCCUAACAAAGUGAUAGAAGGAAUUUCUGUUUGUUUCUCUUCCCAAACUUUGGAUCACUUUAGUGAGUUGCAGUAUUAAAAGUGUAUUAAAUCACAA
Erinaceus europaeus (western European hedgehog) is the source of this 1853-nucleotide messenger RNA. RefSeq names its product ribonuclease A family member 4 (gene RNASE4). Gene Ontology annotation, molecular function: nucleic acid binding; RNA nuclease activity. The coding region runs from base 16 to 693 and encodes 225 amino acids. The record is from RefSeq and is a predicted model, not a curated record. NCBI's taxonomy places the organism in Eukaryota, Metazoa, Chordata, Mammalia, Eulipotyphla, Erinaceidae. The transcript is spliced from 2 exons.